UGAGUCGACGGUUGCUGUUGGUGAAGCAGAGCGGUGUGGCGGCGGUACGGAAGGCACAGCUAGGUUAGCUAGCCUGCUGGCUAACGGCGUUGGAAACCAAGUAACAAAAAAGUCCUGCCUGGAGAGAGAAGAGCACGGAGUUACUGCCAGAGUCCAGCCGAGCCCAGGCCUUUCCACAGCGGGGUCGACAUGUCAGAGACAUACGAUUUCCUGUUCAAGUUCCUUGUGAUUGGCAGUGCGGGGACUGGAAAAUCCUGCCUUCUUCACCAGUUCAUCGAAAACAAGUUCAAACAAGACUCCAAUCACACUAUCGGCGUGGAGUUUGGCUCCAGGGUCGUCAACGUUGGUGGCAAAACGGUCAAACUGCAGAUCUGGGACACAGCAGGGCAGGAACGCUUCAGGUCAGUGACUCGCAGCUACUACCGUGGAGCAGCUGGGGCACUUCUUGUGUAUGACAUCACAAGUCGAGAGACAUACAAUGCUCUGACUAACUGGCUGACUGACGCACGGACACUGGCCAGCCCCAAUAUUGUCAUCAUCCUGUGUGGGAACAAAAAGGAUUUGGAUGCUGACCGCGAGGUCACCUUCCUAGAGGCAUCUCGGUUUGCGCAAGAGAAUGAGUUGAUGUUUCUGGAGACGAGUGCUUUAACUGGGGAGAAUGUGGAGGAGGCCUUUCUAAAAUGUGCUCGCACAAUUCUUAACAAGAUAGAGUCUGGUGAACUGGAUCCUGAAAGAAUGGGCUCUGGUAUCCAGUAUGGCGAUGCAUCUCUGAGGCAGUUGAGGCAGCCGAGGGGAACUGCUGCACAGACCAAGCAGCAGUGUAACUGCUAGGGGUCGGCCCCUUUCCCUUCCUUCUCCCUGAAUCCCUACGUCUUACCUCCCCCGCUUCAGCUCUCUUCCAGGUGUCUCUGGGUUUGCAGGUUAAAUCCACCACGUUUGUCCAAUCGUCGACAGCAACCCUCCAUACCCAGACACAUCUGGAUAAUUUCUUAUGAAGCCCACCUGCAACCUUCGCCCACUGACCCAGGGGAGUGGGCUGCUGCUCCGCUGAGAGGUGCCCCUCACUAAGCAGUGUGGAGCAGGAAGACAGGACCAGUAGAGGUGACUGGUGGCUAGUGAGACUGCAGCCUUGGUGGCCUGGGGGGGAAGGGUGCUUUGUAGGGAACUUGCAAAUAUAACCUUAUCCUGUGAUUUUCAUUUGUAUAUACACAAUCACACUCGCAUUGUUCGUGUAGAGUAAACAGCCAUCAGCCUGGAAUCUGCACACUGGGAAAAACAGUAAUCUAGGAGAGGUGGAAAUGGUAACAUUCUGUGUUUUUCAUAUAAAUAAUGUCUUAAACCAAAUUAACAUUCUUCAAGUUAUUUAGCACAAAUCAGUUAAAAAUGAGGGCAAUUGGUUUAAACGAGUCUGGUUGUUUUGCUUUUGGCACAGAUCAGAGUUUUAGAGAUAGUUAAGAGUUAAAUUCACAGUGUAUUUAGAAGAAUACCCCAGGCUUUAAAGAAGAAACAUGUUUCUCAUAAGGUACAGUCAACAUUGUGUGUGUGUGUGUGUGCUUGUGUGUAUCUACCUUCCUGUUUUAGGCUUUGUAUGAUUAUUGAAUUCUCUUGUACCAAGUUGUACCACUGUGUUGACAACACACCUAAAGUGAGAUCUUUUCAGGUAAAAAAAAAAAAAGCCUUUAAAGCACAAAUGUAAGAUGAUGGAUCUUUAAAGCUGGCCCUCGAAACACCCAUAGUGACACAGUCAGCCUAAUCUGGUGCAUAUCAACCCUAGCAUGAAUCUCCACGUAAUGGACUGACAUUAAUUUCCUGUUUUAUCCUUAGAGAUACAACAGAGAUCCCCUUGGUGUCAUAGAGUUCAUUAUCGUUCGUAGGCUAGAGAUAAACUUGCUGUUAACUAUACGUUCUCCUAUUCAUGAUUGCUGUCUUGUGUGUCCUGUGUUCAUCAAUUUUGCACAUCUUUAGAAAUGAGUGCUGUACACACACAAAAAAACGACAGAGACAGUGCAGACAUUCAGCAACAUAAAAAAAAAGGCUCUGUGCCUAUUUUCCCCUCCGCAUUUACCCAUAUCUGUAUUUUUUUCGUUGCUGCUGUGGCAUAGGGAUGUAUGUGAAAAUUAGAUUUUUGUAAACGCAUAAACAAACAGCAAGUUUAUAUCUAGCUUUAGUAUAUUUGGUAAUGUGGCCCCCAAAACGUAGCACUAUAGUUGAUCUUUCCAUGCCUGUCUAGCAACUGUUGCUAAGUUAAACAAGCUUUAUGGAACAUUGACACAAAUUUUACAAAAGAUAAUGAGAAAUUAGCAUACUGUUCUUAGUGUCAAGCUCAUCGAAAGAUUCAUUAUGAAACAUUUGGAAACUUAAACAUGUUAAAUUUAGAGUGUGAGAGCAUAUUUGGCAAUGCUCUUUUUGGGUAGUAUCAUGGCACUCUCUUCCCUUAUUCCUGUGGUGAAACUGGAUGGCACAGGCAUCUGCUUGCUGAUGUAUCAGAGCUGGGGUCUGGCGCUUUCCUCUGAGGUUGUUGGCUGUAUAGUGAUGCUCCGUUGUCUGACUUCACAGCCUCCUAGUGCUGGGAAUAUUGCAAAUGAUUGAUGCAGGGAGUCUUCUUGAGUGGGUGGGUUAGUUGAUUGAGCUAAAUUGGGGAGAAGGGGAAAAAUUGCUUUGUUUUAUUAUAAAUGUCAGUUCAGACUAAAUAAAUACCAUUUGAAAUGAGUAACAUGCUUUUAAACUGAGGUGUUUUUGGAUGAUCACAAUUGUAAUUAAAUGUAAUGAGAAAUUUUGCGCACUUUGUUGAGAGUCAUGUUUUCAAAGCUAAUUUAUUGCAACAUUUAAGUACAAAUUCAGUGCUAAUUUAUACAUUUAUAUACCUCAGUUGGGUAAUGCAGCCAUGUUUGGAGGAAAGCGCCGCAUCCUCAACUUGAUUAACCUCAGCCCACAGACACCUGUGCUGACCAGUAUUACAGUAUAGUAGUGAUUUAGGGAAAGAGCACCAUCUACCUAUUUUUCAUUGGGUUUAAUGGAACUUUUGUUUUCUUCAAUUUACAAUUUUUUUUUCAGAAAGUUGAUACAAAAGUACAUUACAGUUGUGGGCGGAGCAUGGAUAGCUCAAUUCAUAUUAGGUUGUUUUCUGUAGUUUCUGUAGUGAUUUUGUGCAGUUCCUUAAGAAUGCAUGAUGAACCACAAUCGUAAUAAGUGCAGAUCUGUAGUAUAGCAUAUAGAAUAUUGUGGAUCCCAAAAAAAAUUAGAAGGCUGAUUUUUCAUUUAUUUAUUUUCUUUUUCUCUGUUUGACGAGCAGAGAAUCAUUGCACAGCGUAGUGACUGAAAACCAUCCACAUAAAGACCUCCUGACCAACGUGAAUGAUUAAACCAAGUUUGUUGACUAGUUGGAAGGGGGUAGUAAUGCUGGGUGGGUUAAAUGAAUGGCCGGAUUGGCUUGUUUUGUGGGCGUGGCUGCAUACGGCAGUUUCAGGUGAUGGCCAGGACAGUGCCCGUCCUCUCCCCAGUCACCCACCAUCACAGUCUUCAUUACCUGCCACAGUCGAGCCCAUUUCAGCCUCUGUGUUUUUAAAUACCGUCUCUGUAAUGUGUGGUGGCUCUUUUUGUUCUCUCCUGUUUGUUUUUUUGGUUUUGUUUUUUCUCUGCAAGUGCACUUUUUUUGACUGUUUAUAUACUGUACCUAUAGAAUUGUAAAAUUUCUAUUAAUUUAAAUAUAUAUGCUGUAAUGAGGAGAAAUAUUCCAGGAGGGAUCAUUCCUUACUAAAGAACAACUGAGCACAGUCCAACACCAUUUCAGUGAUCUGAAUUAAAUGAAGGAAGGAAGAACCACAUGCACUGCAUAUGGUGUAUAUACACUGAUCAGGCAUUAUAUGUCUACCUGCCUUUUUUUUUUUUUUACAA
Molecule: messenger RNA, 3894 nt
Organism: Astyanax mexicanus (Mexican tetra)
Lineage: Eukaryota; Metazoa; Chordata; Actinopteri; Characiformes; Acestrorhamphidae
Gene: rab4b
Product: RAB4B, member RAS oncogene family
Exons: 8
Coding region: 190-831 (213 amino acids)
Biological process (GO): Rab protein signal transduction; regulation of endocytosis
Cellular component (GO): endosome
Molecular function (GO): GTPase activity; GTP binding
Source: RefSeq, a predicted model, not a curated record